This is a messenger RNA of Lathyrus oleraceus (garden pea), 1119 nucleotides long. RefSeq lists its product as uncharacterized. Bases 165 to 983 code for a protein of 272 amino acids. The transcript is spliced from 3 exons. NCBI's taxonomy places the organism in Eukaryota, Viridiplantae, Streptophyta, Magnoliopsida, Fabales, Fabaceae. The record is from RefSeq and is a predicted model, not a curated record.
CAUCAUCUUCAACAAAUAAACAACUCUCUACAAGACAACAUAAACAUGGUUGUGGCUGAUGCGCCGAUGUGUGUUUGCUUAAUUGAACCCUAGAGGAUGAUCUUAUUUCUUAUCCAUCACUUUCUGUUGUCAAUCAUAGAUUGCAAAAGAUAGUGGAUUAAGCAAUGGAUGUUGAAGAAGCAGAUAACCAAGUUUUUUCUUUUCCUGUCUCUCUCAAUCCCAUAGUUUCUCAGCAGAAUGGAGUUUUUUCUCCAGAUGAUCUUGCUUGGGUUGAUUCCUGCCUAAAUAAGGAUUCCGAUAUUUCAGAAACUGAUUGGUCCCCUCUCAGGGAUGCUCUGUUUGAAAUUAUCAGUUCCCAAUCCCGAUCAUUCAGGGUUGAUGGUAGAGAGGACAGUGAAAAUCACCACUACAGUAAGGAGAAAAACAUUACUUCAGAACAUAUUCAUGAAUCUUCGACUUCUAAUGCAAAUUGCUUACAAAACCGUUCUUCAACUUAUAAUGUUGAGCUAGUAAGAAUGGCUAAUGAAACAAGCACUGAUGAAACUCUAGAUGAUGAACUGACUGGGCCGACUUUGUCGUCGUCUUCAACUUUCGAAGGAGAUCCUUUUCUGCCAACUUAUAAUGAAGACCUAAAGCAGAAUAUUUUUGCAACUUAUGAGAUGGAACAUGCAUCUGAGAAUAUCUUCGAAGUCUGGGAUUUGGAUUGUCCAACUGAUGAGAUGGAGGAGGCAUCUGAUAACAUCUUCAAAGUAUGGGAUUUGGACAUUCCAGUUGAGGAAGGUGAACUUGUUAAACAGUUGAAGAAAGCUCUGUCAGAGAAUUCUUUGAAGACAGCGCCGUCUGGUUUUGAUGAUUCGGAAAAAGGGAAGGACUUGAAGGAAGGGUCGCUUGAUGAUCUUAUUGCUGGCAAGGACUUGAAUGAAGGGCCACUUGAUGAUCUUAUUGCUGGCAUUGCUGAGUUGUCUUUAAAUAAAAAAGUUUAGCGUUUCGGUGAUUUUCUUUUAGAUUCUAAUCUGUUUUCGCUCUAUAUUUAGAGCAAUGUGUUUGAUGUUAUCUGUCAUUGAUGUACAGGGAUUAUUAUUACAUUACAAAGAUGCAAUAGUAAUAUUUUACCGUUAA